CAAACUAAGUUUACUCUACAACAGUAACAGGAGGGAGAUGGGACGAAGGAUGCAAAAUCUAAGUCUAAGGGAAGGAAUGUAGGUAGGAAGAAGGAAUGAGGCAGUAAGUAAAAAAGGAAAAAGUGGGUCUGAGGUAAGGGAAGAGAAAAGGAAAUCUAAGCGACAGAAGGAUGUAAGGGUGCAUGUUUAAAAAGUGAGUGAAAAAAGGAAGGAGGGAGAAAAAGAAGCAAGGAAUGAUGUAAGGAUGCAUGAAUAAAAAUCUGAUGGAAGGAGGGAAGAAAAGAAGGAAAAGAUGCCAGGAAAAAAAGCAAGUCUGGGAAAGAAGGCCGAAAAGUAGGUUUCCGCGAGGGAAAGAUUCAUGUAAGGAUGCAUAAAAAAACUAUUCUGAAGGAAGGAAGGAGCUCAGGUUCAAAGGAAGGUCAGGAAGGGAAAAAUGCCAUUUUAUUAUUUUUUUAAGUGUACCUACUUUUGACCCUCCCUGAAAAUGGUGUUGAGCAAUUCAAGGACGCACACCCAGAAAUAGAACUCACUUUAUUAUUCAUGUUAGACUCCUGCAAAGCAAUACUGUCGAACCAGCCGUCUUUCUUAGCUUUGCUCGCCCCUUGGUGGUCAAACAUGGCCCCCACACUCUGCAAAAGAUAACACAAACUCCUUCAAAUAAAAGCACUUACUUGAAUUCAGCUGCCACUGUGGUUUUAUUAAUAUUGUAUUCAACUAUGUACUGUAUAUACAGUUCCGAUUUUUUUUGUUUGUUGUUGCCGUUUCCAUGGAUACCGCAAACUUCAGCAGCACCGAGCAUAGCUUUAAAGACAAUGAAAUGGAAUUAGAAAAUAGUUACUUAACAUAACAUAGUGUAAUAAACUUUUUCUCAUUCGUAUUAAUAUUAACAUAUCGUCAAUUUCGCUAGUGACUCCUUGUUCCGUGACGUCACGCAAGCCGUGAGUGUUAGCUUGCCUGCGUGGCUAACGUCAACUUUUUGUAGUAGCAUUAGCAUGUUUGAAAUAAACGUCUUAAAACGUCUAAAGCGUCACCCGAAGCCAAGUUUCUCUUCCCGCUCGGACAUUGACAUCAUAUUUGUUUUUGACACACAGAUGGGAUGGAUUGAAAAUUAUACAUUGGAAUAAUCUGUGCCGACAAAAACGCCUUUCGAAUAUUCGCAGAAUUCACAUUCCGGAAACGAACAAAAUAAAAGCGACGUCACGCCGUUUUUAAUGUCGUUAUCGUUUCGACAAACUGCACAAAAAUAACAAAAUUGGGUUAUUAAAUGUAAACCCGGCUACUAUAUUGCUCGCCCACUCGAAGCAACAAUGUCACGCAAAAUGGACAACAACGGCUUGCCGUUCCUGCCAGGGUUCUCUUUCCAGGAUGUUACGAAAACAGCCUUUCAUCGCCCUCAGACGUUGUCCUAUUCCAAGGGCCUGGCGGUGGCCCGUCCGCCCAGGUUGGGCAUCGGCCUGGAGCCACUAUUAACGGAGCAGAUGAUGCAUGAGGAGCUCACCGGCAUGGCUGGUGACAUGCCGGACUUAACUUACGGCUCCUUCGACACCAAGUACAUCAAAGACUUGGUUAAUUUGUCCUACCACUCAGCUCCUGCACCCGCCCACCCAGAUCCUCCACCCUUCAUCCCAGCUUACGUCACGCUUGACAAGAAGGUGCUUUGCUUCAAAGCGUACUUCAAGGAGGAAAUAAUCAACAGUCGCGAUGAGAAGAGCUGCGUCCGCCACGUGGUCAUUUACUACUACCUCGAGGAUGACAGUAUGAGCAUCUCCGAGCCCUGGGUGCCCAAUUCUGGGAUACUUCAGGGACAGCGGAUUAAACGCCAAUGUCUGCCCAAGAAGGAACCCGGGAAGUUUUACAACUGGAAAGACCUCAACCUCGGAAUCGACCUGGAAGUGUACGGUGUGACUUACCACAUUGCGCAGUGUGAUGCAUUUACCAAGGACUUUAUGCAGCGUCAGGGCAUUAUUCUCAAUCUGCCUGAGGAAAUGCCAGUGGAUACUUACCUCGUGCGGCGGCAAAAACCUCCGCCGACCUCCACGACACACUCAGAAUUUGACAGCAGGUACCAGUUUCUCCACAUGGAUCGCAAGGUGCUGCGUUUCUUUGCCCUAUGGGACGAUACGGAGUCUGAGCUCGGCGAGACUUUGCCCGUUACGAUUCAUUACUUCCUGGUGAACGACACGGUGGAGAUCAGAGAGGACCACAAACCCAACAGUGGCCGCUUUCUUUUCCCGGUGCUCAUGCAGCGGCUGAGGAUACCGAAGAAAAUGAAGCCGAGCCACGAUCAGUUCCCGAGCUGUGUUAUGGAGGAUUCGAACGAGGAAGUUGAAGAGUACUUCUCCCCGAAAGACUUCCAAGUUGGCGAAAUGGUGAUAAUAAUGGGACGCCGUUUCCUACUGUACGACUGCGAUGAGUUCACUAAAGUCUACUACCACGAAAACCACCCCGAGAUCAACAUCAAAAGCAUAGAAGUACCCAGGCAGAUGGGCAAGUUUGAAGGCAUGAAAAAGGAGAUUCCUCCCUAUAAUGGCUUUGGAUCGCUCGAAGAUUCUCUGCAGAGUUGUCUCUCUCUAAUCCCCGCACCUCCCAGAAAGAAUGUGUUAAAGAUGCUGGAGAACGAACACAAAGUGCUGCGUUACAGUGCCCGACUGGUGACACCCAAGGAUGCAUCAGAGUCCCAGAGACGCAAAGAUGCAGAUCGAGUUUUCAUUAUGUCCUAUUACCUGUCAAAUGACACCAUCAGUAUUUACGAGAAUCCCAAACACAACUCCGGUUUCAGGGGCGGAGUGUUCCUGAAAAGGACACGUGUCCCCAAACCGGAUACUUCUGUUGACAAUCCCGACUUCUACUCACCGUCAGAUUUCUCAAUUGGAUCGAUUCUGGAUAUUUUUGGCCACCGCUUCAUCCUGACAGACGCCGACCUUUACGUGCUAAAAUACAUGGAGAACAAUCCUGGCCAGAUUCCCUUGGAGACACUUGAAACUAUACGCCAGAAGCUGGGGUCUGAAACCAGCCAGCCAGCCAACCAAAAUGAGCCACCCUCGUGAUGUCAAGUCCACCGCGUCACAUCGUCGUGCUUUGGACCAGCACUCAAGAACCUGAGGAAUGCUUCUGAAUUUUUGGGGAAGUAUUUUUGGAAGGAGUAUCAGGGCCACACUGAGAACUAAAGACUAAAGUAGUUAUUGUUCAAAAUGAAGCAGAAGAUGCAGAUUGAAGAGGAUAUUGUUAAAUUACCUCAUUAUUCUCAGACCAGGACGACUUUUUUCUGAAUUUCCUUUGUAGCAUUCAUCAUGACAUGCACUGCCACUAGUAGCAGUCCAAGUUAAAGUGGUCUGGAAGAGGCACUUGUAUGUAAAGUUCACUUACUGCCUUAAGUUUUAAGGUUACAAUUCCAGACCAUUCUUCCCACACUAUUGACAGUUUGGUAAAGGGCUAACAAAAGCAUGGCCAACAAAAUAAUUUCACAAUGUUGCCACAGAUUAAUUGUUGCAAGUGUUGUACACAAACUGUAUAUAGAGUAUAGCUAUUAUAGGGCAUAUAAAAGAAAAAUAUAGAAAAUG
Molecule: messenger RNA, 3560 nt
Organism: Phyllopteryx taeniolatus (common seadragon)
Lineage: Eukaryota; Metazoa; Chordata; Actinopteri; Syngnathiformes; Syngnathidae
Gene: efhc1
Product: EF-hand domain (C-terminal) containing 1
Exons: 9
Coding region: 1308-3047 (579 amino acids)
Biological process (GO): cilium-dependent cell motility; mitotic spindle organization; mitotic cytokinesis
Cellular component (GO): mitotic spindle; axoneme
Molecular function (GO): alpha-tubulin binding
Source: RefSeq, a predicted model, not a curated record